This is a messenger RNA of Bradysia coprophila, 1368 nucleotides long. RefSeq names its product Ubiquitin-like activating enzyme 5 (gene Uba5). NCBI's taxonomy places the organism in Eukaryota, Metazoa, Arthropoda, Insecta, Diptera, Sciaridae. Gene Ontology annotation, cellular component: cytosol; cytoplasm. Gene Ontology annotation, biological process: protein ufmylation. The record is from RefSeq and is a predicted model, not a curated record. Gene Ontology annotation, molecular function: UFM1 activating enzyme activity.
CAUAAGACUUUUUGACACGUAUAUCACUACGCGUCACUGGAACAUUUUGUUAUUUUCAUAGAAUUCGAUAUAGACGAACGACUACGGUCGGUUUUUGGUGUAUCAUACCUUGUUAGUGAAAAUGAGCGAAAUUAGUGAUCUACAGGCUCAAAUAAUUGAGCUCAAAAAUGAGCUACAAAAGUAUAAAAGUUCUGGUGGACGUGACAAAAUCGAGAAAAUGUCAUCAGAAGUGGUUGAUUCAAAUCCAUACAGUCGACUUAUGGCCUUGCAACGAAUGGGUAUUGUCCAGGAGUACGAACGUAUUCGCACGAAGAGUGUAGCUGUUGUUGGUGUGGGCGGCGUUGGCAGCGUAACCGCUGAUAUGUUAACUCGUUGUGGAAUCGGAAAAUUGAUUCUGUUCGACUAUGACAAAGUGGAAUUGGCCAAUAUGAAUCGUUUAUUCUUCACACCAGACCAGGCUGGACUCUCAAAGGUCGAAGCGGCCGCGAAGACGCUGAACUUCAUCAAUCCGGAUGUGCAGAUUUUGACAAAUAAUUACAACAUCACGACCAUGGAGUCGUUUAGCAAAUUCUUAGACGCUAUCAAUACGGGCGGUAUAGACGGCAACGGUCCCGUCGAUUUGGUAUUGAGCUGUGUGGAUAAUUUUGAGGCUCGAAUGACAAUAAACACGGCCUGCAAUGAGCUAAAUAUCAAUUGGUUCGAGAGUGGUGUUAGCGAGAAUGCAGUUUCCGGUCACAUACAGUUACUGAAACCGGGCGAAACAGCGUGUUUUGCUUGUGCGCCACCAUUAGUAGUAGCUGAAAAUAUAGAUGAAAAAACAUUGAAACGGGAAGGUGUGUGUGCGGCUAGUUUACCAACUACCAUGGGGAUCGUAGCUGGAAUGUUGGUUCAGAAUACUUUGAAAUUCCUAUUGAACUUCGGCGAAGUGUCCAACUACUUAGGCUACAACGCACUGAUCGAUUUCUUUCCGAAAAUGACUUUGCGACCGAAUACACAAUGCAACGAUCGGUAUUGCUUAGAAAGACAGACAGAAUUCAACAGCAAACCGAAAGUGCUACAAGAAGUGACCGUCGUCGAGGACGAUACCCCGUUACAUGAUGAUAAUUUGUAUGGAAUCGAAUUGGUUUCGUGUGAUGAUACUAGUAGUAGUAGUAGUAGCGCAGCACCGCAAGCAUUGGAAACCGGUUUGAAAUUCGCAUUCGAUGCUGCUCCGCAAACGAAGGAACAUACCCCGGACGAUGCAAACGUUGACGUGAGUCUGGAUGAAUUGAUGGCACAAAUGAAAUCGAUUUAAUUAUAUUGCGUAGCAUUAAGGAGCGCUGCAAGCGAGCAUUUUAUGAAAAAAAAAAAUUUAGAGCAAACGAUUGA